AAAGGUCGAGAGUUCCGAUACUUUUCCCCCUUCCUUCGUCUCCCCCACAGUAGAGCAGCAUGGGCAACAAGGGAUCCAAGGGCGCCAAGAGCAUGCGCCCGCCCAUUAAGAGCGACUCGCGCGGCUUCAAGUUCGCCAACUACGCCAACGGCGGCCGCGACGCCGGCAAGAGCGCGCCCGCCGCGCCCUCGUACCCGUCGGACGGCCCCCCGCCGGCCCCCGGCCACGCGCAGGCCCCGCCGUCGCAGCAGCAGCAGCAGUCAUCACAGAAUGAGGAAGAGUCCGACCUCGAGGACGACGACUCGGGCCCGAUCGAGCAGAUCGCGAUCGAGGACAUGGACGGCCCCGCUCGCCCGCAGACCAAGGUGAACGUGGAGGACUUCGACCUGCUCAAGGUGCUGGGCAAGGGCAGCUUCGGCAAGGUCAUGAUGGUGCGCAAGAAGGACACCAAGAUGAUCUACGCCAUGAAGACGCUGCGCAAGGCCGCGCUGGUCAAGCGCAACCAGCUGCUGCACACCAAGACGGAGCGCAGCAUCCUGCAGAGCAUCAAGCACCCGUACCUCACGAGCCUGACGUACGCCUUCCAGACGCCCGACAAGCUCUACCUCGUCAUGGACUACUGCGGCGGUGGCGAGCUCUUCUUCUGGCUCAAGAAGGACCGCCGCUUCUCGCAGCAGAAGGCGCGUCUGUUUGCCGCCGAGAUCAUCCUCGCGCUCCAGGAGCUGCACAAGCACGACAUCAUCUACCGUGACUUGAAGCCCGAGAACAUCCUGCUGGACCUGGAGGGCCACAUCCGUCUGACCGACUUCGGUCUCUCCAAGGAGGCCGUCACGGGCGCUGGCGCCGUCGGCGGCACCAAGACGUUCUGCGGUACGCCCGAGUACCUGGCUCCCGAGAUUCUGGAGAACAAGGGCCACGGCAAGGCUGUGGACUGGUGGAGCCUCGGUACGCUUAUCUACGAGAUGCUCACGGGCCUUCCGCCCUUCUACGACCAGAACAUGCAGCGCAUGUACGACAAGAUCCUGAACGCGCCGCUGCGCUUCCCUUCGUUCAUGUCGGCCGAGGCCAAGGACCUGCUCACUGGCCUGCUGACGCGUAAGGUGUCGGACCGUCUUGGAAGCGGCCCCACCGACGCUGAGGAGAUCAAGUCGCACCCGUUCUUCAAGGGCAUUGACUGGGAAGCCGUGCUGCGCAAGGAGGUGCAGCCCGAAUUCAAGCCGCCUAACCGGUUGGGCUCCAUGGACACGAGCAACUUCGACGUCGAGUUCACUGCUGAGAAGCCCGUGGACUCGGUCGUGACCACGACGAUGAGCGAGACGCAGCGUAACAAGGCGCAGUUCCCUGGCUUCACGUACAACGCGGAUACUAUGGAUGAAGACCACAAGGGCAACUAA
Phytophthora sojae is the source of this 1394-nucleotide messenger RNA. RefSeq lists its product as hypothetical. The coding region runs from base 60 to 1394 and encodes 444 amino acids. Gene Ontology annotation, molecular function: protein serine/threonine kinase activity; ATP binding. NCBI's taxonomy places the organism in Eukaryota, Oomycota, Peronosporomycetes, Peronosporales, Peronosporaceae. Gene Ontology annotation, biological process: protein phosphorylation. The record is from RefSeq and is a predicted model, not a curated record. The transcript is spliced from 3 exons.